AUGGCUACUUCCAUGGAUAAAUCUCUCUCCGACUCCGAAUUAAAUCCUAUGAAUAGCGAAACGACUCCACCGAGCUUUAUUAAUUGUAGAAGGAAAAAGAGAAAAUUGGAAGGUAAUGAUGAGCUCAAGGAAAUGAAAGAUAUGAUAGUCCGACUCACAGAAAUUCAAGAAAAAGAAUUUAAAAAAAAUGCUUUUACAUUGAAGGAAAUACAGCAGUCUAACCGUAAUAUAGAAAAUACAGUUUCGUUCUUAUCUGCUCAAAAUGAGGAAUUAAAACUGAAAAUAGAAAAAUUACAGGCUGAAAAAAUUGAAGAUAGAAAAUUGAUCACUACUUUGGAGAAUAAAAUUGAAGAUAUACAAAGAGAGAAUCGUAAAGCAAACCUGGAAUUAAAAAAUGUCCCAAAAAAACACAACGAAACGAAGGAAGAUCUUGUUGAAAUGGUCGUGAACUUGUCAAAGAAUAUUGGAGGGGAAAUCAGUAAAAGUAAUAUAAAAGACAUAUAUAGGGUUCGCGGCAAGAAAGAUGAAAUAAAAAAUACUCCGAUAAUUAUUGAGACUUCAUCUACAAUAGUAAAGAAUGACAUUCUGAAGCUUUGUAAAUCAUUCAAUAUAAAGCAUAAAACUAAAUUAUGCGCUAAACAUCUAGGGCAUCGGGUGUCAGAAGAUACACCCAUCUACAUUUCGGAACAUCUGACUGCAAAAGCCUCGCGUCUGUACUUCCUUGCGCGUGACCUUGUUAAGGCUAAGACCUUCAAGUUCUGCUGGACGGCGUACGGCAGAGUUUACUUGAGGAAGGAUGAGCAAUCUCCAAUAAUCUUAGUUUUUAGUGAAUCUCAAAUUCAAAAUCUAAUUCGGAAAACCUGA
This is a messenger RNA of Amyelois transitella, 864 nucleotides long. Its product is annotated as myosin-15-like. Lineage: Eukaryota; Metazoa; Arthropoda; Insecta; Lepidoptera; Pyralidae. The coding region runs from base 1 to 864 and encodes 287 amino acids. The record is from RefSeq and is a predicted model, not a curated record. The transcript has a single exon.